This is a messenger RNA of Aspergillus luchuensis, 1026 nucleotides long. RefSeq lists its product as uncharacterized. The record is from RefSeq and is a predicted model, not a curated record. The coding region runs from base 1 to 1026 and encodes 341 amino acids. The transcript has 2 exons. NCBI's taxonomy places the organism in Eukaryota, Fungi, Ascomycota, Eurotiomycetes, Eurotiales, Aspergillaceae.
AUGACGGAGGAGCGGUCUUGGGCUCAACAAAUCGUCGAUAGGUUCUUCGAAGUUCGUGAAUUUCCGACCCAGUUAGACUGCGGUGACCACGCUCGUAGGAUCACAGGUGCUUCCACUGUUCGAGAAGUCGACAUUCCGGGCUCACUGAGCUACACAGUUCUUUGCACAGAUAGCUCAGAUGAGCGAUCAGGUUUGAUCGUGUCUUUCCGACAACGAGAGUCUGCCUUGGACCAAACACUCAUUGAGCUGGCAAGAUUCAUCCACGGCGAUCUAGUACCAGAAGCUACUUUUCACGGCAACAUGCCACAUUCAGAUCCACCUCUACUCGUAUAUACGAUGGCCUGUUUAUCAGGUAGUCCCUGCCUACAGUUAUUCAGCACCGAAACUGAGUUGAGUCCCAGAGAGGAAGCCAGAUACAUGUGCUUUGUCAAACAUCUUGCCAGAUACUUCGCUCGGUGUUGGUUAAAUCCACAACCAGUAGAUCCUUCGGUGUCGGCAAAUUAUCGAGACGCAAUCUAUCACCAGCUUGAGAAAAUAAGGAACGCUCCACCUCUCAUACUUUCCUCCACUACGAUUUCGAAACUUGAAUGCAGUCUUCCAGAUCUGUUCAAUCAAGAAUAUGUGCAAGUCCUGACACACAACGAUCUCUCCCAAACGAACAUCCUGAUUAGCGAGGACAACUUUGAGAUCACUGGUAUUGUCGAUUGGUCAUUAGCUAAAGUACUGCCGUUUGGCAUGGAACUGGACACUCUCCUGCUAUCCACCGGUUACAUGGAUCUCAGCGGCUGGCACAAUUAUACGUGCCGUGAACGCAUGAUCAGUUACUUUUGGGAUGAAUUCUGGGCUCAUUGUCGUGUUUUUGAUGAUAAACGUCAGCACGAGAUUCGUACCAUGGCGAUGCAGGCCACCAAGAUCGGCGCAGUGCUGCGCUACGCAUUCCAGCGUAACGCUGAUGGUUCCCCAUCCGAGGAGCUGACAACAUCUAACUGGGCAUUAAAGACUCUCAAAGCUCUGCUAUGUUGCUGA